AAGAAAGCUAUACGGAAUGCUCCAGAAGCCUUCCGGAGAAAACAUAAAGAAUAGUUGUGUUAAACUAUGAUAAGAGACACUGGUGAUUAUUGAGCGCUUUAACUGGGCUUAACUUGGGAGACAACUGAAUGUAAGACAGUGUAAAGCAGUACGUGAACACAGAAAAAGAUGACUCAAGACUCCUUGGCUCUAAAAGAAGAAGGAAACAACUUGUUUAAAAGUGGUGAUGUCCAGGGAGCUCUGAGCUGCUACACCAAAGCUCUACAUCUGACUGAGACUGAGUCUGAGCGAGCUGUGCUGUACCGAAACCGAUGUGCCUGCUACCUCAAACUGAAUGACUACAACAAGGCUAAAGCAGAUGCCAGCAAAGCACUAGAAACCGACCCAGGUGACAUCAAGGCCCGGUUCCGGCGUGCACAGGCUUUGCAUAAGCUCGGACAGCUGGACCAGGCCUUUCUUGAUUCACAGAAAUGCUCACAGCUGGAACCCAAGAAUAAAGCAUUUCAUGAUUUGCUCAGGCAACUCAGUGCUGAGAUCCAACAGAAGGCCAUGCAGCUCUCUUCCACAGACUCUCGUGUUCAGCAGAUGUUUAAACUCCUCCUGGACAAUUCUACACAGGCCUCAGACAGAGAGAAGGCUGCUCAGAAUCUGGUGGUGAUUGCACGUGAGGAUGCCGGAGCAGAGCAAAUAUUCAGGAAUGAUGGUGUGAAGCUCCUCCAGAAACUGCUGGAAUCUCAGCAAGAGGACAUGGUCCUCUCGGCACUCAGAACUCUGGUUGGACUGUGCACAGGGCAUCAGUCCAGGACAAUGGCCAUUGUGAAUGAAUUGGGAAUGGACAGGCUGUGUGGCAUCAUGGGUUCUGCAGUUUCGACUGUGUCUCUGUCGGCCUGUCACCUGCUUCAGGUUAUGUUUGAGGCUCUUACCCAGGGCAUGAAUAAAGAAGUCAGAGGGAAGGAUGAGGCUAUACUGCCAGAGCCAUCCCGCGAGCUACGAUCCAUGCUGCGACAUCUUAUUGACAUGCUACCUGCAUUGAGUGUGUCUGGACCUGGACGUGACAGUGCUAUCAACCUUCUGGUAAAACAAGUGCCACGGAAAUCUCUGAAAUGCCCAGACAACUCCCUCAGCCUGUUGGUUAUUGAUCAAGGUUUGAAAAAGAUUCUGGAAGUGGCAGGGACCGUUCCUGAGAUAACAGAGGGGCCACCUAUCACUGAAAAUACUCAUAUGAACUGCUCAGUCCUGCUUAAUAAGUUAUAUGAUGAUCUUAAGAGUGACAGAGAGAGAGAGAACUUCAACAAAUUGUGUGAGGACUAUAUCCAGUACCAUUUCGGGAGCCAAGGUUUAGAAAGCAAACUGCGUGCAAUACAAAUGACGUCAGUGUUGCUGCAGGGCCCCUGCGAUGUGGGCAACCGUACCUUGGAGAUGUCAGGCAUGAUGGAUGCUGUCAUUUCUUUGUGUGCUUCUGAGAAUGUCACCCAUCAACAAGUAGCAGUAGAGGCACUCAUUCAUGCUGCAGGCAAGGCAAAGAGAGCAUCCUUCAUUACAGCAAAUGGAGUGGCGCUGCUGAAGGACCUUUACAAAAAAAGUGAAAAUGAACAGAUACGGGUUCGAGCACUUGUGGGAUUGUGUAAACUUGGCUCAGCCGGAGGCACAGAUUUCAGCAUGAAGCAGUUUGCGGAGGGGUCAACUCUCAAACUUGCCAAACAAUGCAGGAAGUGGCUGUGCAAUGAUUCUCUUCCUCAGACCUCUCGGCGCUGGGCUGUUGAAGGCCUGGCCUACCUCACCUUUGAUGCUGAUGUGAAAGAGGAUUUGGUGGAAGACAAAAAUGCUCUUCAGGCCAUGUUCCAACUGGCAAAGUCAGAAGAUAAAACCGUAUUGUUUGCCAUUGGAUCUACAUUAGUAAACUGUACCAAUAGUUAUGACAUCGAGAAGCCGGAUCCUCAGUUGGUAGAACUGGCCAAAUAUGCCAAACAGCACGUACCAGAGGAGCAUCCAAAGGAUGCUCAGUCUUUUGUGGAAAAGCGUUUGGUCAAACUUUUGGAGGCUGGGGUGGUUUCAGCUUUAGUAUGUAUGGUUAAACAAGAAAGUCCUGCUCUCACUGAUACAUGUAGAGAAUUUAUUGGCAGGGUGUUCCUGGCUCUAGUGGAACGCCAAGAAGACCGGGGAAUGGUGGUGGCACAGGGUGGAGGAAAAGCAUUGUUACCUCUGGCAUCAGAAAGCACAGAUGUAGGUAAAGUCAAAGCAGCGCAAGCAUUGGCCAAAAUCACCAUCACCUCAAAUCCUGAGAUUGCCUUUCCUGGGGAGAGAGUUUAUGAGGUGGUGCGUCCACUUGUGAAUCUCUUGGCUCUAGAUUGCUCUCUCCUGCAGAAUUUUGAGGCCCUGAUGGCCCUCACUAACCUUGCUGGCAUUAGUGACAGACUCCGACAGAAGAUUAUUAAGGAAAAAGCUGUGCCUAAAGUGGAGGGCUACAUGUUUGAGGAGCAUGAUCUGGUGCGAGCAGCAGCCACUGAGUGCAUGUGUAACUUGAUCUUAAGCCCUGAGGUGCAGAAACUUUAUCUGGCUGCAGACAGCGACCGAUUGAAACUCUUGGUUUUGUACAGUGGUGAGGAUGAUGAGAGACUGAGGAAGGCUGCAGCUGGAACCCUGGCAGUGCUCACUGGGGAAAUGCCAGAAGUCUGUGCACGGAUCCCCAGCACUACCAGUCACUGGUUGGAGAUCCUGCAAGCUUUGCUGCUGAGUGACAGCCAGGAUCUGUGUCACCGUGGUGUAGUCAUCACAAUGAACCUGAUGCAGGCAGAGAGGAGUCUAGCUGAAACCCUAAUGGAGAGUGAGGUGAUGGAGAUCCUCUCGGUCCUGGCUAAAGCGACCGAAUCUAACAAAGCUCCUGUCAGUAGAGCAGCCCAGCACUGUCUUGACUUAGCUCUGGAGUACGGCCUUAUCAGGAGCAACAACGGCAAAACCAGUGGAAAAUCUGAUCCAUGAUCAGAUGGGUUAUCCUUACACAAGCAACUCACUACAAGUCUUAAUUCUAAUGCAUACCUUAUUUUCAUAUGUAAUAUGUGAUUAUACAGAAUAUUUGUUAUUCGGAAAUGAGAAUGGACAGCAGGGAAGAGAUGUGUUCUAUGUGUGUUAUGGUUUCACCAGACAUAAUUAUUUAAUAGCACAUUUACUUUUUUUUUUUUUUUUUUGUUGCUAGUAGCUGGUUAGACCUAGCUGGAUCUUUUAAGUAGUCUUCACAAUGAAAGGAAGUAGAAAUGUAGUGACCAAAUUUGUAUUUUUUACUAUUUACUUGCACUGAUUUUCAUUUUUUUUGUUUUUGUUGUUUUCCUUCAUAGUUUUACUUUCUUUUUUCAGCUUUUAUAUAAUACCGAUGGACAACGGCAUAGCUAAAAUAAAAAAAACGUGUAAUAA
Messenger RNA from Tachysurus vachellii, 3408 nucleotides. It is a transcript of the gene unc45a, whose product is annotated as unc-45 myosin chaperone A. Gene Ontology annotation, molecular function: Hsp90 protein binding. The record is from RefSeq and is a predicted model, not a curated record. NCBI's taxonomy places the organism in Eukaryota, Metazoa, Chordata, Actinopteri, Siluriformes, Bagridae. The transcript has 19 exons. Bases 169 to 2979 code for a protein of 936 amino acids.